Molecule: messenger RNA, 3357 nt
Organism: Annulohypoxylon truncatum
Lineage: Eukaryota; Fungi; Ascomycota; Sordariomycetes; Xylariales; Hypoxylaceae
Product: leucyl-tRNA synthetase, cytoplasmic
Exons: 4
Coding region: 1-3357 (1118 amino acids)
Biological process (GO): leucyl-tRNA aminoacylation
Molecular function (GO): aminoacyl-tRNA deacylase activity; ATP binding; leucine-tRNA ligase activity
Source: RefSeq, a predicted model, not a curated record
AUGGCCAAUCCUGUUAAGACCAUGGAGGGUCUUCAAAAUACAGCCCUCAAAGACCUUAAAGGCACCGAGAAGCGAGAUUCUCUGAUCGCUCUCGAGAAGAAAUAUCAACAGGAAUGGGAGCAGCAGGGUCUCUUCGAUGCCAACCCACCGUCAACCGCCGAAAUACCUCUUCAUUCCAUCACCGCUGCUGAGCUGCGAGAGAAGUUUCCAAAGUUUUUCGGAACCAUCGCUUUUCCGUACACAAAUGGGCGCCUCCACGUCGGCCACGCAUUCUCCUUCAGCAAGGUCGAGUUCCAUGUCGGCUUUCUUCGCAUGAAGGGUAUCAAUGUCCUAUGGCCGCAGGGUUAUCAUUGCACAGGUCUUCCAAUCAAGGCAUGCGCUGAUAAGCUGUGCAAAGAGGUUGAGAUGUUUGGCCAGGAGUUCGAGAAAUAUAGGGAGGACGAAGAGCCCGUCGCUGAAGCCGCAGCCAUCCCAGCCCAGAGAGAGAGAGAGGAUGUUACCAAGUUCACUGCCAAAAAGGGCAAGGCUGCUGCCAAGUCAGUCAAGAUGAAGUACCAGUUCCAGAUCAUGCAAGCCAUGGGCAUUCCGCUACAACAAAUACAUCUCUUCGCUGAUCCAGCGUACUGGCUCGAGUACUUCCCCCCUCUCUGCAAACUUGACCUUAGCAACUUCGGCAGUAGAAUCGAUUGGAGGAGACAAUUCGUCACCACAGAUGCCAACCCAUACUUCGACGCAUUUGUUCGCUGGCAGAUGAUUCGGCUGAAGGAACUUAAUAAGAUCAAGUACGGGAAGCGCCACACAAUUUACUCCAUCAAGGACGGCCAGCCAUGCAUGGACCAUGAUAGAAGCGAAGGUGAAGGCGUCAAUCCACAACUCUACGUGGCAAUCAAGAUGCAGGUUCUCGAAUUCGCCUCGAAGGCCCAGGAGACGCUUCAAGGGAAAUUGCCCGAAAACGCCAAAGUCUUCCUUGUUCCGGCAACCCUGCGAGCAGAGACAAUGUAUGGACAAGUUGCUUGCUUCGUUUCCCCCAAGGUCACCUACGGCGUCUACGAAGCAGCCCCUAAUGAGUACUACGUUAUGACCGAAAGGGCCGCCAAGAACAUGGCUUACCAAGAGAUAUUCGCCAAAGAAGGUGUUAUCAAAAAGAUAUCUGAUAUCCAGGGAUCAGAUCUCAUUGGCUCUUUAGUGAAUGCCCCCCUGAGCUUCCACAAAGAUGGCGUCCGGGUUCUACCCAUGGAGUCAAUUCUCGAGACCAAAGGGACGGGCGUGGUGACGUGCGUACCAUCAGAUUCCCCCGACGAUUACGCCACAAUCUCGGAUUUGGCUAAGAAGGCAGAGUAUUAUAAGAUCAACAAGGAGUGGGCAGAAUUAGAAAUUAAACCCAUUAUCAGGACACCCACUUCUGAUUUGCUCGCCGUCGAACUAGUCAAGAAAUUAAAGAUCGCAUCUCCAAAGGAUGCCAAGCAACUGAAGGAGGCCAAGGAAUUAGCAUACAAGGAGGGCUUCUAUCAGGGCCAUAUGCUUGUAGGAGACUUCAAAGGCGAAAAGGUGGCGGAUGCGAAGCCUAAAGUCCGGGCGCAACUGAUUGAGGCCGGCCUCGCCUUCGAAUAUGCAGAGCCCGAAAACAAGGUCGUCAGCAGAAGUGGUGACGAGUGUACGGUGGCUCUCAUGGAGCAGUAUUAUAUCGACUACGGAGAAGAAUCAUGGCGCGCCACUGCCACCGAAUACGUCGAGAACAAAGACGGAAAUGGUCUUAACACCUAUUCGAGCGAUGCUCGUAAUGCGUUCUUGGGCGUGCUUGACUGGCUCAAGCAGUGGGCGUGCGCAAGGACAUAUGGCCUAGGCUCACGACUCCCCUGGGCACCGGAGUUUCUAGUAGAAAGCUUGAGCGACUCAACGAUCUACAUGAGUUACUAUACGGUAGCUCAUUACCUCCAUAGUGAUAUAUUCGGACGAGAAAAGGGUAUUGGCGACAUCACACCAGAUCAAAUGAUCGACGAGGUUUGGGAUUAUAUCUUUAGCCGCACCGAGCUCGCAGACGAUAUCCUAGCCAAGUCAAAAAUUCCCAGAGAGACUCUUGAGGCGAUGCGUCGUGAAUUUGAAUACUUUUACCCCCUAGACUUGCGGGUGAGCGGUAAGGACCUUAUCAACAACCACCUUACCUUCGCUCUUUACAACCACAUCGCACUCUUCCCUCGGGAAUAUUGGCCCAAGUCUAUCCGAGUGAACGGCCACCUCCAGCUCAAUGGAGAGAAGAUGUCUAAGAGUACCGGCAACUUUAUGACUCUCGACGAUGUCGUGAAGAAGUUCGGUGCCGAUGCUUCCCGAAUCGCUCUAGCAGACGCUGGUGACACGAUCUCGGAUUCCAAUUUCGUCGAGGAUGUUGCCGACAGCACCAUCCUCCGACUGCACUCCCUUAGGGAAUGGUGUGAGGAGGUCGCCCAGAACCAAGACCUCCGGACCGAGAAGAAUGAUUUCGAAGAUGCACUAUUCGACAACGAAAUGAACACGCUAGUGCAGGAAGCUAGGCGACACUACGAGGACACAAACUACAAAAUGGCUCUGAAGUCGUGCUUCUACGAUCUCAUCAACGCCAAGGACAUCUACAGGGCAACUUGUGUAGCGGCAGGAAUCCCGAUGAACAAGGACUUGGUCUUUAAAUAUAUCAGGCUACAAGCCCUGUCCCUCACACCUAUCGCACCGCACUGGGCCGAGUACAUUUGGCUCGAGAUACUCCACGAAGCCCGAACAGUACAACUAGCUCGAUGGCCCGAGGUGCCGGAAGCUAACGCCAGCCUUGCGGCGGCCCGCGCCUACGUGCUCGCGACGCAGUCCAACGUCACGUCGGCGGAAUCGGCGCAGGUAAAGAAGAUGGCCAAGGGAAAGCAGAUGAGCUUCGACCCGAAGAAACCCAAGAGACUGACGAUCUACAUAACCAAAGAGUUCCCCAAGUGGCAGAAUGAGUGCAUCGAGCUAGUAAAGGAGACGUGGGAUCCGACGACCAUGACGCAGAAGUGCACCGAUAAGGAGCUUAGCGGCCGGGUAGCCAAGAUAGGUAAGGUGAAGGAGGCUAUGCCGUUUGUGCAGCGUCUGAAGAAGCGCCUCCGCGACGGGGAGCCGGCCAGCGAUGUGAUGGAACGCAAAUUAGCUUUCGACGAGUCCAAGACAGUCGUGGCUAUGGUACCUAGCCUGAAGCGGGUAGCAGGGCUAUCAGCCGUCAAUGUCUUGUUAGUAACCGAAGGCAGUAAGACGGCCCCUGAUCUCAUUCACGGAGGUGAGGUAGACGUCAAGUCUCCUUUUGCCGAACAAGCCGUACCGGGCCAGCCGUCUUUCUUGUUCGAGAAUAUCGAGACGUAG